This is a messenger RNA of Stegastes partitus (bicolor damselfish), 2683 nucleotides long. RefSeq names its product PH and SEC7 domain-containing protein 1. The transcript is spliced from 13 exons. Lineage: Eukaryota; Metazoa; Chordata; Actinopteri; Pomacentridae. Gene Ontology annotation, biological process: regulation of ARF protein signal transduction. Gene Ontology annotation, molecular function: protein binding; phospholipid binding; guanyl-nucleotide exchange factor activity. Bases 385 to 2238 code for a protein of 617 amino acids. The record is from RefSeq and is a predicted model, not a curated record.
GCUGAUGGACGGGAGGGGAGGGAGGAGAAGAUCCGACGCAGAGGAGAAAGUUGUGGGUGAAGUUGUCGGGAGAAAAAGCCGGUGGUGAGGUUUUCAAAAGUGUAGACGAGAGAAGAAGAAGCAGCAGCGAAGAGGAAGAGGAGGAAGCCAGACGGAGGGGAUUAUAGAGGAGGAGACGCUGCUGCUGCUGCCGCCGCUGGAGGAGGAUUUACUCUGAAUGAAACACAAAGGCCGGCCGAGAACUUAGAGAUGAUGUCGUUCGGCUGUGAUGUCAUCGUGGUGUCGCUCCCCGCCUCGCGACUCGGAGGCGUCGGUGUGGUCUGAUUGGCGGCUGCUCUCGGCCGCUGACAUCCCGGGCGCGUGGUGCGAGAGUGGGGCGGGAUCAUGGCGAGCUACCUGCUGUGCUGGGGGGGCGGGGCUCUGGAGGACAGGUACCUGUACGCCCCGCCUUACCCGGCCGUGUACAGGGAGCGUCCGGUGAACCGGCCGCCCGAGCUGCUGUACCCGCAGGCCGACGUGGCGGAGCGACUGGCGCUCGGCGGCAGCGAUGACGCGCUCGCCAACGGCACCAAGCCCGACCUGCAGGCCGCCAAGCGCCUCGCCAAACGCCUCUACAGCCUGGACGGCUUCCGGAAGUCUGACGUCGCUCGACACCUCAGCAAGAAUAAUGAGUUCAGUCAGAUGGUGGCCGAGGAAUAUCUCUGCAACUUUAACUUCAGCGGUAUGACCAUCGACCAGGCGCUCAGGACGUUCCUGAGACAGUUUGCUCUGAUGGGAGAGACUCAGGAGAGAGAGAGAGUCCUCGCUCACUUCUCCAGGAAGUACCGGCAGUGUAACCCAGAGAGCCUCAACACAGAAGACAGCGUCCACACUCUGACUUGUGCCGUGAUGCUGCUCAACACGGACCUUCAUGGAAACGUGAGUCUGCCUUUAGUCCUGACGAGCCGCCGGUCGGUUCGAGUCAUCCACUCGACGGGCCGCAUGCGGUCGCGGUCGCUGUGCUCGGUCCGGAGCGGCCGGGACUCGAGGGACACCGACCCGUUCAGGUAUCCCAGAACCCCUCGCUCGCGAUCCCUCAAACCGCUGGCCUUCCCCGACCUGCUGGGGAAGACCCAGGACGGGCAGCAGCACCCGCAGACCCGCAAGAAGAAGACGCUGUACAGCUCCAUCAAGAACGAGAAGCUGCAGUGGACCAUCGAUGAGGAGGAGCUGAGGAAGUCCAUGUCGGAGCUGGCUGACGUCCGAACAGACUCCGCCUCCCACACCAUGAAGAGGCUCGGGAGUGGUGGAAACCCGCUGGUGGGCGUCGCCCAGCAGGCCGACGGCGAGCUUUACAAGAGCGGCUUCCUGGUCCGCAAAGUCCACGCCGACCCCGACGGAAAACGAACGCCGCGGGGUAAGAGGGGCUGGAAGUCUUUCUACGCCAUGCUGAAGGGUCUGGUUCUCUACCUGCAGAAGGAUGAGUAUCGGGCAGAACGCGAGCUGACGGAGGACGACGUGAAGAACGCCGUGUCCAUCCAUCACUCUCUGGCCAUGAGGGCUGCAGACUACAGCAAGAGGCCCAACGUGUUCUACCUGAGAACCGCCGACUGGAGGGUGUUCCUGUUCCAGGCUCCGAACGCGGAGCAGAUGCAGUCGUGGAUCACGCGCAUCAACGUGGUGGCGGCCAUGUUUUCGGCUCCUCCGUUCCCGGCGGCGAUCGGCUCCCAGAAGAGGUUCAGUCGUCCUCUGCUGCCGGGAUCCAACACCAAGCUGUCGCAGGAGGAGCAGGUCAAGUCUCACGAGAACCGGUUCAGGGCGGUUUCCUCCGAGCUGGCCGACCUCACGGCCUCCACGCCGGACCGGAAGGUGAAAGGUCGCGAGCUGGAGGAGCAGAAGCUGCGACAGGAGUACCUGGAGUUCGAGAAAACCCGUUACGGUACGUACGCCAUGCUGCUUCGAGCCAAGCUGUCGAGCGGAGACGAGGACCUGUCGGCCUUCGAGUCCCGGCUGUUUGACGACGGCGGCCUGCAGAGGGCGCACUCCAGCCCCACGCUGCCCCAGGACACCGCCAGCAAGGAGAAGACCCGCGGCGCCAAGACGUCCAAGAGCCUAAAGGUCACGUCCUCUUCGUCCUCGACCUCCAAGUCCAGCAGCAGCGUCAAAGAGUCGAGCAAGAAGAAGAACGGCGGCGGCGGCGGGAACGCCCAGCAGCCGGAGCCGCAGAAGCAGAGCAGCAAGCAGGACGAGGCGCCGUAAGGCGGCGGCGGCAGCAUCGGGGUUUGUACGGAGCGUGUAGCUGGAGGUGGAGCAUCAUGGGUAGCAGGCCGACAUCCUCCUUUAACCUUUUCUGUUCAACCUCCUGAUUGGCUGAGAGGUCGGCGAGGAGGAAGGAGGGCGGCGAGCCGUCCACGAGUGAAGUUCGUCAUCAGUUUCUUUCUCCUCCGAUCAUCAACCUCAGCCGGACGCACCGAACACAGCCGUGAGCUUCGUUUGCGGUUUGAAUCCUUCAGUUCAGGGACUUUUUCUGGAGCGUGUCGUCGCUAAGAGACGGAGACCAAGUGUUUCAUCGCACGAACCUUCAGGACCGAGAACACUUUGUGGGAACUUCAUGUUUUUUUUGUCCCCUCGGAGCGACGAGCGCUGACCUCCUGCGUCGCUCCGCUUCUCCUAGCAACCGGCAACCGGGGAGCAGGAUGCAGGU